UCUCAAUCCUUUAAUCACUCAUCACUGAACCAGCAACCAAAUCAAUACCAAAUCAAAAUAACCAAUACUAUCUUCUUGGAAUUGGGCGGAAUGGAUGACCCUUAUAGUAUCUUGAAUGUUUAUUCUGAUUGUACUUAUGAAGAAGCUAAAGCUGCUUAUAGGAAAGCUGCAUUACUUCAUCAUCCAGAUCGACAACCAUUAUCUCGUAAAUCAGAAGCAGAACGUAGGUUUAGAAUCCUUUCAAAUGCAUUUCAACAAGUUUGUCAUGAGUUAGGUCAUCCGAUCGAACCACCUGAAAUCGUACCAUCAGUUCAACUUCAACCAAUCUUGAACAAAACUACUUCAAACCCUCCAUCUGCUUCAUCGAAACCAUCAUCAGUAACUAACUCAUCAAAGUUAAAUCAAUCUAAUCUAUCAAAACUACCUAUCAUCAAUAAAUCAAAUCGAUUAAAUGCUGAUCUGGGUCAUUCAUCAAUACCAGAUGAAUCCCAUCAUCGUAAAAGUUUAAGAUUACCUCGUGAAGAGUUAAUAAGGAAUCGUGAAAUGGAUGAAUUAGAACAACAAAGUCCUUAUGAUGAUAAUGAUGCAUUAGAUCGACCUGUUUAUGUUCAUAAUCAACUUCCCAAGACGGCUUAUACUCAAGACACUCAACCUACUCCUCAACGUCUUUCUAAUCAUCAACCAUCAGUGCAUGGUGGAUACCGUGAAGGAGGAGGAAACCAUCGUAGAACCGAUGUUCCGAAUGAAGACGUAAGACAUGACCCAUACCCAUCUUCUCGUAGAUCGAUCUCAUCACAAUAUCCAACAUCUAGAAGAUCAUCUUUUUCUCAAUCUAAUGCUCAUGAAUAUAAUGGAGCAAGACGUCGAGAAUUGGUCGAACAUCCAUCUAAUUCUCGUUCAUACAAUCAAGAAAGAUCAAGACCUAAUGAUUUAUAUGAUCUUAAACCGAUGUCCAAUCGAAACAAUAAAGGAUAUAAAGGAACAACCGAUGAAUGGGAUCAUGGAUUCGGAUUACCAGUAGAUGAUUUCUUUGGACCUCAAUCUUCUUCUGAUCCAUUCAAUACAUCUAAUCACAAAAUCUCAGACUUAAGUCUUGGAUUCGAUAAAUUGUUAUCAACUGCAAUGACAGGAUUAAAGAUUGGAGGACCUACUUCUAAUACAUUAGAGAACAUUGGAACUAAUCCAGAUUGUAUGAUGAGAGUUAGACAAUCUAAAACGGUCAUGGGUCAAAACUCAGAUGGAAGUUGGUCAGGUCAAAAAUUGGAUAAACAAAUGAGAGUAGCUAAUGGUAGAAUGGAAAUUAAUGAAAACGGUCAAGAGAUUAAGAUUGGUGGUCGUCAUCAUCCUAAUGGAAGAAGUCAUGGAGAAGAUUGGGAUCCUCCACCGGCUUAUGAAGGAGAUGAUGAUGAAUUUGGUCAUGAUGAAAGACCACGUCAUCAUCCAGAUGAUCAUCAUCCUCAUUCAUCACGUCGUGGAGUUCAACGAUCAGUUUCUGAUCAAUACGAUCACCGGCAAGACUCACGAAACCGAUCUGAUCAAAGCGGUUUAGGAUUAGCCACAAGCCGUUCUAGACCUAAUCCACCAAGAGGUUAUGUUGAUGAUUCACCUAGAGGUUAUGCGGAUGAUAGGGUUCGAGGUUAUGUUGAUGAUGGUCGAGAUUAUCUUGAGGAUGAACCAUAUAGAGGAUAUGGAGAUGAUGGACCUCAAAGAGGAUAUGGAGAUGAUAGACCCCAAAGAGGAUAUGGGGAUGAUGGACCUCAAAGAGGAUAUGGAGAUGAUAGACCCCAAAGAGGAUAUGGAGAUGAUGGACCUAGUUCUGCAUACCGUGGUGGUGGUGGCGGUGGUGCAGGUGGUAGACUUUCUAGAACUCAUUCUAUGUCUCAAGCUCGUCCUCAGUAUCAUCCUGACACAAGAUCAAUGGUUAGAAGAGCAGAUGGACCGGUCGUUAGAAGAUGAUCACAUGAUGAUCAGUAUGAUGAAUUUCUUUGAUUUCUUUUUUUCUUUUUUUACUUGGAUUUAAGACCUUUGGAUCUCAAGGAUUUCUUUUUUUUUGAAUAUACCACACAAAUCGGUAUGGAAAGAAAAAAAUAUAUAUCUCAAUUUUUUUUCUUGUUGCAAUAAGAUACAUACUAAAUAAAAAAAAUGAAUGAAUGGAAUUGAAACAAGAAGAUUUGGUUCGAUUAUGAUGUGUGUGUUUUUUCGUUAUCUUUUUUCUAUUUAUACAUAUACAUGAUGAAAUUCAAGUUGGAUUUGUUUUGAAAUUAUUUGGUUUCUUGAGU
Messenger RNA from Melampsora larici-populina 98AG31, 2279 nucleotides. RefSeq lists its product as uncharacterized. The coding region runs from base 91 to 1956 and encodes 621 amino acids. Lineage: Eukaryota; Fungi; Basidiomycota; Pucciniomycetes; Pucciniales; Melampsoraceae. Gene Ontology annotation, molecular function: protein folding chaperone; protein-folding chaperone binding. Gene Ontology annotation, cellular component: cytoplasm; nucleus. The record is from RefSeq and is a predicted model, not a curated record. The transcript is spliced from 4 exons.